Molecule: messenger RNA, 1226 nt
Organism: Marchantia polymorpha subsp. ruderalis
Lineage: Eukaryota; Viridiplantae; Streptophyta; Marchantiopsida; Marchantiales; Marchantiaceae
Source: the annotation of a GenBank genome assembly
UUUUCUCGAUUUUGCUUUUCGCUCAUUUGCUCACAUCCCCCUCCCGAUCUUUGCAAUAUUUCCCUGAAUCUCAUCGGCCCCGGGUCAGUUCUAGUGUUCAGUAACAUCUUGCAUUUUACUCCGUAGGUUUCGUGCCUGCUUUGUUCGUAUUCUUCCUCUUGAGCACUUGAUCCAUCUGCAAACCCACUUGAUUUGCAAAAAUGUCGGGAAGAGGGCACUCCGCGAAGGCCAAGAGGAAGGCGAUUUCGAAGUCAGCCAGGGCGGGGCUCCAGUUCCCGGUCGGAAGGUUGGCUCGGUAUCUCAAGAACGGGCGAUAUGCCAAGCGUGUUGGAGCUGGUGCCCCCGUGUACUUGGCCGCUGUGCUCGAAUACCUCGCUGCUGAGGUCCUCGAAUUGGCCGGCAAUGCAUGCCGAGAUAACGGCAAAACUAGGAUCAUCCCCAGACAUAUUCAGUUGGCCAUUAGGAAUGACGAGGAGCUUGGAAAGCUUCUUGCGAGCGUAACGAUUGCACACGGAGGAGUUCUUCCCAACAUUCAUCAGCUAUUGCUACCCAAGAAGACUGCCGCGAAGUUGGAGAAGGAAGAAAAGUCGAAGGCGGAGAAGUCCUCGACAAAGUCCGAUUCCAAAUCUACUGAAAAGUAAAGAGUUGUGAUCUUAUGAUCUCGGUCUUAGGAAGGUGUUACCUCGACACCGUUAGUCGGCUUGUCACCGAAAGGUUGGUAUCCCCAAAAGAUCGGGCAGAUCUUUAAAUGGUUGACGAGAGCAAAUUUUGGGUUACUUACUGUGAAGAAGUUCAUCGGGCCUGUGUCUUGUUGACUACGAGGACCGUGAGCAGUGAUCAGCCCACCGACGUCGGGGACACCAACGGGAAAUGGUUCAUAGAACUGUGAUACAUCGUGUAACGUCAAUUUUUGGCACCUGUAGAUUUCAAACACGACAAAUAGCAUGCAAGUGCGAAAUGUAUCACGGUCUUGAUCCGAUUCGGCGAGUUUUUUCCCAUAGAUGUGGAACUAGUCCAGAGCCGAUAUGUACUUUUAAUUGUGGGCAGGUCUCCUCUCUCGACGAGUAUUGAUAGGAAAUUCAAGGAAGUGGAGAAUAGAGUUCUAAUAGCUCAUCUGUACAGACUGUUGGUCUGUCAUCCUGUGUAGAAGAUGGGAUCUUAUCAAAGCUUGAUAGAAGCACAUUCCACUCAUUCCCUGUUGUCUGUUACAUUUUUUUCAUAUACUA